GCUUCAACCUAACAUCAGUGAAAGUAUUCUACGGAUUUCAAAACGCGGUGCUGCUUGACAAAGUUUGCGCUUCAGGAAGCUAUUCACCCGAUACCCAUGCCAACGUUUUGAUGUCUCUGGAUCUUAAAUCCUAUACCUAGUGGACGACUCUGUUUCAUGUGGCUGGUUUGAUGUUAACUCAAUUUCACAGCUAUAUAUGUGCAGAGAUGUGAGUUAGAUCCACUCUAUCCGACUUUCCCUUCUGCGAUAAUGUACUACGACCGUACUGUUUGCUCUGGGAAUACUUCCAACGACGAUGAACGACCUGUGGUUUUGCCCUCAAUCGGCCGCAUUUUUGAUGGCGUGCCGAGACGUGGUCCUCCUGAACUGACAUUGCCGCCUCUGAGAGAUGCUCAUAGACCUUCUCGGUCGGAAACAUGGCUUCACUAUACACAGUCAAGCGUGCAUGAAUAUCCUUCUAGAACGGCCACGCAGUCCUAUUAUCUACAGACAAGAGAGACGCGCUCUUCCAGCCCCCCCGAUUCAUAUGUUUCUCCAUACGAAACUAAUAGAGCUGUGUACGAAGCCAGGUCCUACUCGUCGAUAGGCCGUUCAGAACAACUUCAAUAUUACAACCCUUCAGGCCCUGGCUGGAAAAAAAUGAGGUCGCCAUCACCUUAUGAUUAUCCUUCCGAACAGCAGGCACGAAGAUAUGACCCCAUUGCAACCCAUCGCCGCGCGCUUUCCUAUUCUGAGGUUCAACGCUCCCGUACGCCGAGCCCCGCGCUUUACAGGAGACCAGUGUACGACCAUUUGUCCGUUAAACAGUCCUCCUCGUCAUCGUCUUCCAGCAAGCACGCGUGUGGCUACUGCGGAAAGCGAUUCAGUCGACCCAGCGGGCUCAAAAUUCAUCUGACCACUCAUACUGGGGACAAACCGUAUAUCUGCCCUGAAGAAGGCUGCGGGCGUGCGUUCAGUGUUCGCAGUAACAUGCGUCGCCACGGUCGUAUCGUACAUCAUAUUAUACCCGAGGGCCAAACGACUUCAGAGUCCGGUGAUGAUACUCGCAGCAGGGAUGAGUAAUCUCAUCAUGAAUCUGACCUCUUACGACAAAAUUAUCUUCUUCUAAUUUAUUGAAUAUUUUUGGACAUUAUGUAGUUACUCCCAUACUGUAUCGCUCUUUAACUCACCAACACCCAUUUAUGUGACCCCGUGUAGCUCAUAGUUGUUUGUUUCUCUUCCUGUACCGCAGCGGUAUCGUGGACAAUCGUACUGCGUCUUUACUUUCGGAUUUGCUUCCGACAUCAUUUUGUGGCAAUACUCCGGG
Desarmillaria tabescens is the source of this 1306-nucleotide messenger RNA. RefSeq lists its product as uncharacterized. The record is from RefSeq and is a predicted model, not a curated record. Bases 250 to 1062 code for a protein of 270 amino acids. NCBI's taxonomy places the organism in Eukaryota, Fungi, Basidiomycota, Agaricomycetes, Agaricales, Physalacriaceae. The transcript has 4 exons. Gene Ontology annotation, molecular function: RNA polymerase II cis-regulatory region sequence-specific DNA binding; DNA-binding transcription factor activity, RNA polymerase II-specific. Gene Ontology annotation, biological process: regulation of transcription by RNA polymerase II.